This is a messenger RNA of Alternaria conjuncta, 810 nucleotides long. RefSeq lists its product as uncharacterized. The transcript is spliced from 2 exons. The coding region runs from base 1 to 810 and encodes 269 amino acids. The record is from RefSeq and is a predicted model, not a curated record. Lineage: Eukaryota; Fungi; Ascomycota; Dothideomycetes; Pleosporales; Pleosporaceae.
AUGGCGUCAACGCCAAACGCAUCGAUACCCUGGGCGGCAUCUCAGAAAGAAGAUGCGUCCAAAGUUGGGUUUCUGGACUUACCGCGCGAACUUCGCGACAUGAUCUACGAGUUCGCCUUCAGCAUCAAAGGCGCGGUUCUCGUCUACUCGCGCGACCCCUUCGCAGUUCGGCCGGUGAUGAGAGUGCUGAACAUCCGACAUGGCGGCGAAGGUCCGAUUGAACCACAACCCUUAUGCAGCGGCCAGAUCCCGGUAGCACUCAUAAGGACGUGUCGACAGCUGCGGGCAGAAAGCAGCCCUGUUUUCUACGGGUCGAACGUUUUUUCUUUCUGGGCGCUGGGCAACAUCGACGUGGGUUCCGCCAAUCGGUGUUUGGUACGGCACAUUGUGACCGAAGCAAGUCCUCGCGGCAUCUUCGACAAGUCUCUCGAGCAUGUGAGCUAUUGCUGGAAGAGGAGGUUUUGGCCUAAGAUAUUGCGUAGCAGCGAGGCUAUAUUGGAGCACUUCCCAUACCUAGACACGCUGACGUACUCACUGAAGCCACCGCGUGAGGAGGUUUGGAAACCUGCUUUCUUUGAUGUGGCCAACAAAACUAGAGAGCAGCGUGUCGAUCUGGUUGCUAGUUGGAUGGGUCAAAUGUGUCCUUGGGAGAACGAGCGACUGCGUCGGAUUGUGCAUCUCGAGAUGGUGCCUUCGCCUGGGCUCUCGAGAGAUGAAUAUGCGGGUUCGCGGUUCGUUCUUGAAGACGAAGACGUCUGGGACUACACCGAGUUCGUGGAUGCAUUCGAGCGGAUGAAGAUAUCGAUCUAA